AUGUUCUUGCUUCAGGGCAAAAGUGGACCUUCAGGAGGAAAGGCAGUACCAUCAAGACCUACUAAAGGUGUACCUAAAAAACGGGAUGAAGAUGUCUCUGCUGAAGCGAGACAGGGAGGAGAUGAAGGAGCAAAGACUCCAGAUCAACUGGAGCUGACCAAAGCUGAAUUAGACAAGGAAUUUACACGCACUCUGUCAUCUGAUAAUCCCCAUACUCCCAAGAAUCUUGUCAGAUACAUCUUUAAAAGUGGAGCAUACGAGCCAAUAACUGAUAUUGAUCAAAUGGCCAUUCAUAUAUGUUUUAAUGGAAACCUGAUACCUAAAGAUUCAGAUGAAGGGAGACGACAGAGUAUCAAGUCAAGCAGUGAAGCAGAAAAGGCUCCUGAUGAGACAUCUACAGUCACAUCAGAAGAGGCAGGAGCAAAAAAAGAGAAGAAGCUUGAAAACCGGUUCACCUACACUGAAAGAGCUACACUGACCUUCAGAAACCCUCUGCAGGAAAGAGCAUGUCAGUUAGAACCUAGACCUUGUAAAGAUUUCUCAGCCAAUGCUAACCAGUGGGAGAUCUAUGAUGCAUAUGUGGAGGAGCUUCAAAAAACACAAGCUCAGACAGGAAAGAAAGAAGAGGAGAAGAAGAAAGUAAGAAAGUCGACUUUCCUGGAGUUACAGAGUGAUGAUAUAAACAAGAUCUCAAAGGCAGCUAAAAUAAUGGAGCGGAUGGUGAAUCAGAACACAUUUGAUGACAUUGCACAAGAUUUUAAAUAUUUUGAGGAUGCCUCUGAUGAAUUCAGAGGUCAGGAAGGAACCCUGCUCCCACUCUGGAAGUUCCAGUACGAGCAAACCAAGAGACUUGCAGUUACUGCCAUCUCCUGGAAUCCAAAGUACAAGGACCUAUUUGCAGUGGGGUAUGGCUCUUAUAACUUCAUGAAGCAGGGCCAGGGCAUGCUCCUGCUCUACACCAUGAAGAACCCCUCCUUCCCAGAGUAUGUCUUCACUAGUGAGAGUGGCAUCAUGUGCCUGGACUUCCAUAAUGACCACCCCUGCCUCAUGGCAGUGGGCUUCUAUGAUGGCAACGUGGCCAUCUACAACCUGAAGAAGACAACCUCCCAGCCCAGCUACAAGAGUAGUGCUAAGUCAGGAAAGCACACGGAGCCAGUGUGGCAGGUCAAGUGGCAGAAGGAUGACAUGGACAACCAUUUGAACUUCUUUUCUGUCUCCUCAGAUGGACGCAUUGUUUCAUGGACUUUAGUUAAGAAUGAGCUGGUUCAUACAGAUAUCAUCAAGCUGUCAGUAGAGGGAACAACGGUGCAGGGGCCAGAGGAGCUGCAGCUGCAAGUGCUUGGCUGUGGGACGUCGUUUGAUUUUCACAAAAAGAUAGACUAUUUGUUUCUCGUUGGUACUGAAGAGGGAAAGAUCUAUAAGUGUUCAAAACACUAUUCAAAACAGUUUCUGGAUGUGUUUGAAGCCCAUCACAUGUCCGUGGACUCAAUCAGCUGGAAUCCCUACCACCCAAAAAUCUUCAUUUCUUGCAGUUCUGACUGGACAGUCAAGAUCUGGGAUCACACCAUCAAGACUCCAAUGUUUGUUUAUGACCUCCGUUGUCCUGUCGGGGACGUUGCGUGGUCCCCUUACUCUGCCACGGUCUUUGCUGCAGUCACCACUAAUUGCAAGGCUCAUGUGUUUGAUAUGAGUAUUAAUAAGUAUGAAGCUCUCUGCACCCAGCAAGUGGCGGUCAAGAAAAAAAAUAAGUUAACUCAUAUUCAGUUUAACCCUGUCUACCCUGUUCUCAUCGCUGGAGAUGAACAAGGCCACAUUAUCUCCUUGAAGCUCUCUCCCAACCUUCGCAAGAUGCCCAAGGCAAAGAAAGGCCAGGAGGUUAAGAAGGGCCCCGAGGUGGAAAUUGCAAAGCUGGACAAGCUGCUUAGCCUGGUGAGAGAGAUGGAGAGCGAUGGAAAGCAGUGA
Messenger RNA from Chaetura pelagica (chimney swift), 1962 nucleotides. RefSeq names its product dynein, axonemal, intermediate chain 1 (gene DNAI1). The record is from RefSeq and is a predicted model, not a curated record. The coding region runs from base 1 to 1962 and encodes 653 amino acids. Gene Ontology annotation, cellular component: outer dynein arm. The transcript is spliced from 19 exons. Gene Ontology annotation, molecular function: dynein heavy chain binding; dynein light chain binding. Lineage: Eukaryota; Metazoa; Chordata; Aves; Apodiformes; Apodidae. Gene Ontology annotation, biological process: outer dynein arm assembly; cilium movement.